AUGAUCGACAAUGGAGCUGGGCUUUAUAAAUUGCACGGUUCUGCAAGGAGGUCACAUAUCCUGCAAUGGCACACUGUACGAAAUACCAGAAGCCAACCUGACCGCUGAUGACCAGCAAUUCUGGAUUUACGUGCUUAUUUACGCCACACUUAUACUGUUUGCUGGUCUAAUGUCCGGGCUGACUCUCGGACUAUUGUCACUGGACUUAGAAACCCUGAAAGAGCUGAAAUACAACGGCACCCCUUCCGAGAAGAGAAAUGCGAGAAAGGUCCUGCCUCUCGUGAAGCGCCACCACCUUCUGCUGAUCACACUGUUGCUAAGCAACGCCUCUGCUGUGGAGGCCAUGCCCAUCUUCCUAGACCAUAUCUCGACUCCGGUGAUCGCAGUGUUUGUGUCUGUUACAGCAGUCAUAGUAUGCGGAGAAGUUGUCCCUCAAGCCAUUUGUGCAAGAUACGGACUUCCAAUAUGGGCGUUCUUUUCUCCUUUGGUAUAUUUCCUGAUGUGUGCUUUGUUCGUGAUAGCAUGGCCCAUUUCUAAAAUACUGGAUUGUCUGCUCGGAGAAGGGCAUACCGCCUUGUACAGGAGGGCACCGGUACAGGGAGCCUUAGAUCAGGAUAAAAAGGCAGCUCAAGAUUUGUAUACGCCAAGUGAGCACGUGUUGAUGCUGGACAUAGAGGCGAGACUGGACGCAAAAACCAUGAACGAGAUUAUCUACCAGUCCCAAGCAAGCAUUCCUAUCUACGAAGGUUCGAAGGACAACGUUGUCGCUCUACUGGCGGUCAAUUCAUUGCUCGGACUGAACACUGCAAAGCCAACGCCUCUGAGAAUGCUGGUGGAGAAUGGAACAGCCAAGCCGAUCCAAAAGACCGACAAAAAUAAAACAAAGCAUAACCUGUAUAAUGAGUUCAAAGAAGACAGUUGUAUGCUGCGUUAAACAACGAUGAGUGUUCUAAUAGUGACAGUAUUCACAGUUUUAUUUAAGGACUGAUUAUUCAUCUUGGGACUCAAGAGUGCGUUUUUGAAAGCAUGUGGAUUUUAGUAUCUAAUAUGAGGUGACAAUGAUAGGUCUGGUUAUAGUCAUAAGUUUAAUGUGUUGAAAUGAGUUGCUUGCAAUAUUGGAUGCAAUUUCGGGUGUGUUUUUUGUGUACGACUCAAUUAUAUGUAUUUUCAUAUGUAUUCUUAUUGAAAAAUUCAUUGUCGUGAACAAUAGGUAUUUGCGAUAUGAAUAUUGACAUGUUCACUUAAAAAUAGCGUAUGUUGUCAAUACAUUAUUGACAUCAUAUUCUUGAUUUGGAAACUGAAUUUUACGGAUGUCUACUUAAAUAGUAUGUUAUAACAUAUUGGACUGAACAUUUAUUGUAUCAUGCAAAUUAUACGUAAAUAAGGUUUGCAUAAACAUAAACAUAUACGCUGUAUAGUUUGAUUACUGCAAAUGUCACAAUGUUAGCAACCUCGCCUGUUAUGGUAUGUAUACAUGUACUAUUAAUAAAUUGUUGUAUGUUUACUAUAAAAUAAUACGGAUAUAUUGAGUGUUACUUCGCUCACUAAUUGUUCGUUCCUUGUAUAAAAUCUUGCUUGACAUAAACAUCUAUUCCAAACUG
Messenger RNA from Dreissena polymorpha, 1601 nucleotides. RefSeq lists its product as uncharacterized. Gene Ontology annotation, cellular component: intracellular membrane-bounded organelle. The transcript has 6 exons. Bases 11 to 934 code for a protein of 307 amino acids. Gene Ontology annotation, biological process: magnesium ion homeostasis. NCBI's taxonomy places the organism in Eukaryota, Metazoa, Mollusca, Bivalvia, Myida, Dreissenidae. The record is from RefSeq and is a predicted model, not a curated record.